AAAAUGUCCGGCAUCGCUCAGAGACUUCAGCACAACCGAGAUAAAGCUCACGGGAUCGGGACAAACGCUCACGCUGUGAAGUACCUGAACCAGGACUAUGAGAGUCUGAAGAGAGACUGUCUGGGGAGAGGGAGGCUGUUUGAGGAUGAAUACUUUGGAGCUGAGCCUUCAUCUCUAGGCUUCAAAGAGCUUGGACCUAAUUCCUACAAAGUCCGGGGAGUCACCUGGAGGAGACCAAAUCAACUGUGCUCAAAUCCACAAUUCAUCAUUGAAAAUGCAACCAGGACUGAUAUCUGCCAAGGAGCACUUGGUGACUGCUGGCUCCUUGCAGCUAUCGCAUCCCUGACCCUCAACAAACAGGUUCUGGCUCGUGUCGUCCCCCACGACCAGAGCUUUGACGAGGAGUACGCUGGAAUCUUUCACUUUGAGUUCUGGCAGUUCGGUGAGUGGGUGGAUGUUGUGGUUGACGACCGCCUGCCGACCAAAGAUGGAGAGCUGCUGUUCGUCCACUCUGCAGAGGGUUCAGAGUUCUGGAGCGCACUCCUGGAGAAGGCCUACGCCAAGGUCAAUGGAUGCUAUGAGGCCCUCUCUGGAGGAAGCACCACUGAAGGUUUCGAGGACUUCACCGGAGGGAUCGCAGAGAGGCACGACCUGGGAAAGGCCGAUCCCCACCUCUUCCACAUCAUCAGGAAGGCCUUGGAGAGAGGCUCCCUGCUGGGAUGCUCCAUUGAUAUCACGAGCUCGGCCGACUCUGAAGCCAUCACGCAUCGGAAGCUGGUGAAGGGCCACGCGUAUUCAGUGACGGGAGCCGAGCUGGUGGAGUUCAGAGGGAGGAGGGAACAGCUGAUCAGGAUCAGAAACCCGUGGGGUCAGGUGGAGUGGAACGGAGCCUGGAGUGACAAGUCUUCUGAGUGGAGAUACGUGAGCAGUGAUGACAGAGAAAGGCUGGUUAACCGCUGUGAGGAUGGAGAGUUCUGGAUGUCCUAUUCUGACUUCCUGCGUCAAUACUCUCGUCUGGAGAUCUGCAACCUCACCCCUGACGCGCUGACCGGUGAUGACUUCAAGAAAUGGGCGGAGACAGAAUUUGAAGAAACAUGGAGGAGAGGAACGACUGCUGGUGGAUGCAGGAACUUUCCGAAUACCUUCUGGAUGAAUCCUCAGUUUGUCAUGAAACUGGAAGAGGUGGAUGAUGACCCUGAUGAGGGUCAGGAGGGCUGCACCUUCAUGGUGGGUUUGAUGCAGAAGAACAGGCGCAGGAUGAGGAAAAUGGGGGAGGACAUGGAGACCAUCGGCUUCGCCAUCUAUGAGCUGCCUGAAGAGUACUCUGGCCUGAAGCAAGUCCACCUGAAGAGAAACUUCUUCCUGAGGAACAGCUCGUCUGCUCGCUCCGAGACCUUCAUCAACCUGAGAGAGGUGAGCAACCACUUCUGCCUUCCCCCCGGAGAGUACCUCAUCAUCCCGUCCACCUUUGAGCCCAACAAGUCCGGAGACUUCUAUGUGCGGGUGUUUUCUGAGAAACCGGCAGAUUUCCAUGAGAUCGAUGAUCCUGUUGAGAGCCAUGUGGAGGAGUCUGACAUCGAUGAAGACGACAUCAGCGACAGAUUCAAGAAACUGUUUGGACAGCUUGCCGGACAUGACGUGGAGAUCUGUUUGUUUGAGCUGCAGAAGAUCCUCAACAAAGUGGUGACGAGGAGAAAGGAUAUCAAAACAGACGGCUUCAGCCUGGCAACCUGCCGUAACAUGGUCAAUCUGCUGGAUAAAGAUGGAAGCGGCAAGCUUGGGCUGGUAGAGUUUAAGAUCCUGUGGACAAAGAUUGAGAAGUUUCUGGAUCUGUACAAAGAGAGAGACGUAGACCAGAGUGGAUGCAUGAACUCCGCUGAGAUGCGGAUCGCUGUGGAGGCUGGAGGUUUCUCUCUCAACAACCCUCUGCAUCAGAUCAUCGUGGCCCGCUACAGCGACCCAGACCUCAGCAUUGACUUUGACAACUUUGUGUGCUGCCUGGUCCGCUUAGAGUCCCUCUUCAAAACCUUCAAGGGGCUGGACAAGAAUGGGUCUGGUGUGAUAACGCUGGGAUUCAUGGAAUGGCUGAAUCUGUCGAUGCUGUAGACGAGCUCUCAGCGGUCAGAGUCAAGAAUCCAAACUUCUGAUGAAGAGUCGAGUUACCUGAAUGUUUACGGUGUGUUUUAGAGCAGCUUCUGGUUUGUAAAGGUUAAUCAAUGGAUGCAGGACUUGAGGGCAAAUAAUUUAUGAGCGAUUCAAAUGAAGCAACAAACAAGAAUAAACAAAUAAAAUGCAA
Messenger RNA from Notolabrus celidotus (New Zealand spotty), 2296 nucleotides. Its product is annotated as calpain-2 catalytic subunit-like. The record is from RefSeq and is a predicted model, not a curated record. Gene Ontology annotation, cellular component: cytoplasm. The transcript is spliced from 21 exons. Gene Ontology annotation, biological process: proteolysis. The coding region runs from base 4 to 2106 and encodes 700 amino acids. Lineage: Eukaryota; Metazoa; Chordata; Actinopteri; Labriformes; Labridae. Gene Ontology annotation, molecular function: calcium-dependent cysteine-type endopeptidase activity; calcium ion binding.